AUGACACCUGCCCCCACCACUGAUUGCCCUGAGACUUGUGAUUGCUUUGAGUGCACUUCAAUCACUUUCAAUCCAGAUGACGGCACCAAAACGGUUUGUAUUACUCAGAGUUGCAAGGAUUCACCCAUCAGCUGGAUGUGCUGCACUGAACCUGGUUGUGAAGUUCAAGACUGUGUUGGAGGUGGCAGUCCUGAUAGACAAAAGUGUGAGGGCGUUGAUGAGUUUUGUGUCACAGUAGAUGAGGAUGUUGAGACCAUCAGUGUUCAGGCACAUGAUGGCCAAUUUGGAGGAAAUGAAGAAGUUGAUUCAGAUAGCUGUGGGGGAGGAGGUGGUGGUAAUGGCAACUCCAAUGGGAACGGGAACAAUGGAAACAGCAACGGAAAUUCCAAUGGCAGAGGUCCCAUUAAUAGACAGGGAAGCAGAUGUGGAACUACAGGAGUAUGUAACAGCGAAGUUGACCUUGGUCAAUGCCCUGGUACUCAACCAAUGCCAAGCUUCUCUCCAUCUUCCAUGCCAAACUUGCUGAUAUCAUCACAGCCUACUCUUGAUGGCCCAACACUUGCUCCUACUUCAGGUGAAUGCCCUGAAUCCUGUGAUUGCAUGGAAUGUACAUCUCUUACAGAGAAUGAGGAUGGUACCUUAACCGUGUGCAUCAGCCAGAGCUGCAAAGAUGAAGCCAUCAGCUGGAUGUGCUGCAUUGGUGCAUACCCAUUCGAUGGAUGCACUGUGGACGACUGCAGAGGAGGCGAAGGCCCCGAUGGACCCAAAUGUGACGAGGUGACAGAAUUCUGCAUGAUUGUCCCUGGGAACACCGAAGGGGUUUCAAUUCAGGCUCAUGAUGGGCAAUUUGGAGGGAAUGAAGACAAAAAUAGCUUGUGCGGAGGACCCGGGAGUGGAAGUAGCUGCCCGGGUGUGACAGGGAUCUGUUCCACUGAUGUUCGGCUGGAUGGAUGUCCCAGUCUUCCAACUGCUCCUACGGCAAUACAGCCAUCUGCAGUUCCAUCAGCACCAAUAGCAAUGCAGCCAUCUGCAGUUCCUUCAGCGCUAAUAUCAUCUGAACCCACCAUUGGUGGCACCACCCUUGCUCCUUCAUAUGGUGAUUGCCCUGAGACCUGUAAUUGCUUUGAGUGCACUUCAAUCACUUUCAAUCCAGAUGACGGCACCAAAACGGUUUGUAUUACUCAGAGUUGCAAGGAUUCACCCAUCAGCUGGAUGUGCUGCACUGAACCUGGAUGUGAAGUUCAAGACUGUGUAGGAGGUGGCAGUCCUGAUAGACAAAAGUGUGAGGGUGUUGAUGAGUUUUGUGUCACAGUAGAUGAUGAUGUUGAAACCGUCAGUGUCCAGGCACAUGAUGGCCAGUUUGGAGGAAAUGAAGAUGUUAAUCGAGACAGUUGUGGGGGUGGGCAAGGGGGUGGCCCUGGCAGCAGCUGUCAAACUUCUGGAGUGUGCAAUAGUGAUGUUGACCUUGGUCUAUGCCCUGGUACUCAACCAAUGCCAAGCUUCUCUCCCUCACUAAGGCCGACCUUAUUGCCAUCUUCAAUACCAUCAUCCAUGCCAUCAUCGCAACCCACUGCUGGUGGCACCACUCUUGCUCCUUCCUAUGGUGAAUGUCCUGAGACCUGCAACUGCUUUGAGUGCACCUCAAUCACCUUCAAUCCAGAUGAAGGCACCAAAACAGUCUGUAUUACACAGAGCUGCAAGGAUUCACCCAUCAGCUGGAUGUGCUGCACUGAACCUGGUUGUGAAGUUCAAGACUGUGUGGGAGGUGGCAGUCCUGAUAGACAAAAGUGUGAGGGUGUUGAUGAAUUUUGUGUCACAGUAGAUGAGGAUGUUGAGACAAUUAGCGUCCAGGCACAUGAUGGCCAAUUUGGAGGAAAUGAAGAAGUUGAUUCAGAUAGCUGUGGGGGAGGAGGUGGUAGCAAUGGCAACAGCAACGGAAAUUCCAAUCGCAGAGGACCAAUCAAUAGACAGGGAAGCAGAUGUGGCACUUCAGGAGUAUGUAACAGUGAAGUUGACCUUGGCCAAUGCCCUGGUACUCAACCAAUGCCAAGCUUCUCUCCCUCACUAAGGCCAACCCUACCAGCAUUACUAUCUUCGAUACCAUCCUCCUUGCCAUCAUCACCGCCCACUGCGGAUGGAACAAUGAUACCUUCCUCCUUGCCAUCAUCAAAGCCCACUGCAGUUGGGACAACGAUACCAUCCUCGUUGCCAACAUCACAGCCUUCUGCGGGUGAAACAACUCUUGCUCCUUCAUCUGGCCAAUGCCCUGAAACCUGUAAUUGCUUUGGGUGCACUUCAAUCAAUUUCAAUCCAGAUGUCGGCACCAAAACGAUCUGUAUUACUCAGAGUUGCAAGGAUUCACCCAUCAGCUGGAUGUGCUGCACUGAACCUGGUUGUGAAGUUCAAGACUGUGUGGGAGGUGGCAGUCCGGAUAGACAAAAGUGUGAGGGUGUUGAUGAGUUUUGUGUCACAGUAGAUGAGGAUGUUGAGACCGUCCGUGUCCAGGCACAUGAUGGCCAGUUUGGAGGAAAUGAAGAUGUUAAUCGAGACAGUUGUGGGGAAGGGCAAGGGGGUGGCCCUGGCAGCAGCUGUGGAACGACAGGAGUAUGCAACAGCGAAGUUGACCUCGAUGGAUGCCCUGUUGCUACAAUUCAACCAAUUCCAAGUGCAUUGCCAUCUUUAAUGCCUACUUUGGGGCCUUCUUCUAUUGAUGGGGGUGAUUUUGUUUGCUCCAGACCAUCUGACUGUGCUGGUACCUCUUGUCAGUUUCAAUGUAAUGCUCCUCUUGGUUACUAUCCAGACCCCUCAGACUGUCAGGCUUACUGCUACUGCACUGGUGGUGAGCAGCCGUCCAGGUGGGAACAAGUUAUUUCAGGGCUUGUGUGGGAUCCUUACUGUGGUGGGUCGCAGCCACUAGAUGAAGAAAAUGUUCCCCUUGGUGGAAUGACAGGUGGCUGUGCGAACUGGCCUGAUGGUGUCAACUUAGACCACUGUGAUCUUGUUUUGCCACCGCCACCUGCAGAACCCAGUGCAGCUCCAUCAAUCUCGGAUCCACUGGAAGGUUGCAGCCCCGUUGAGACCUGUGGGGAUGAUUCUGUUCUAAUGUGCAUUUACUUGCCAGAUGAUCAAUUUUACACUGAAUGUGUGCCCAUUGACUCGGUCCAAGCUGUUCUAGAUCAUGAUCCCAGAGACACAUGUGGAGAAUGCCCUCCACUCCCGCCCACUGUAGCACCCACCAUUGGGUUCUCUUGUGAAGGAAACAGAUGUGCAGAAAAUGACUUUGUUUAUGUUUGCCAGGAUAGAGAGACUUUUUGUGUCUCUCAAGAGGAUGCCGAAGGACUGCUCUUGGAUAGUUCUGCAAGCUGUGGACCUUGCAGUAUUUUUGAUUGUGACCUAUCUCAUUUUGCCUGUGACAAUGAUAGUGUGGAGAUCUGUCAUGUCCAAAGCGAUUCAUUGAACUCGCUUUGUGUAACCACAAAUGCUUUGUCUGGAUUCCAGGGUGGAUGCGACUAUUGUGGUCAAUGCCAGAGUGAACUUCCUCCUGACUGUGAGGGAGCUGACGAUGAAACACCUGUACCUUCUGCAGACCAAAGUACUACAGUGGCUCCAUCCACACUUGCGCCAACGACGCAAAUACCAACAACAAUGUCUAGCACAACAGAAGCGCCCACAACAGCCACAACCACAACAGAACCUACGUCAGCUGCUCCCACAGUACCACCUUCAAAAGGUGCUACCUCUGAACCAACAUUACAGCCAUCCAGCCAACCUUCUGUGCAGCCAACAAUGACAACUGCCACUCCAGUGCCAACCACUCAGCAGCCAUCAAAUCAACCAACUCAGCGGCCAACCAUUGGUUCCACACCAGAACCAACCAAUCUGCCAACAGCCCAACCAACAGUUCAGGCGACACCAGAGCCUACGAAUCUACCAACGGCCCAACCAACAGAGCUGGCUACUCCAGAGCCUACACUCCAACCAACAGAACAACCCACACCCGAACCAACUCCCCUUCCCACUGAAGAGCCAACGGAUGAUCCUACUCCAGUCCCGACCAAUGACCCAACGGAUGAGCCGACCGAUGCACCAACUCAGCAACCGACUGGUGAGCCAACGGAGAAUCCAACUCCAGAACCGACCGACGAACCAACUCAAGAGCCCACAGACGAACCAACGGAUGAACCCACACAAGAGCCAACCGAUGAUCCAACUCCAGAACCGACCGACGAACCAACAGAGAGUCCUGCAGAUGAUGAAGUCAGAUCCAUACAUCAGCUCCAAAACUAUGCAAAGCGCCCAAUCAAGCUAGCUGCAGGACUGGUGCCGUAG
This is a messenger RNA of Seminavis robusta, 4329 nucleotides long. The record is from the annotation of a GenBank genome assembly. NCBI's taxonomy places the organism in Eukaryota, Bacillariophyta, Bacillariophyceae, Naviculales, Naviculaceae.